AUGCCUCCAUCUCGAGUAACAUCAAUCCUCCUCUUGCCGCGCGCAACCCUCCCCCCCUCCUCUUCAACCCACCGGGGCAUCUCAACCCAACCCCUCCGACCACAACUACACACACGCCAACAACAGCUACAGCAACCCUCAAGACCAACAAUAUCCUUCUUCUCAACUAGCAACCCAUCCCGAGCCCGCGAACAAAACUUCUACGAAAUCCUCGACAUCCCCAUAACCGCGUCAGCAGCGGAGAUAAAGAAACAAUUCUACGCCCUCUCAAUGCGCCACCACCCAGACCGCAACCGCACAGACCCAAACGCAAGCCAACGCUUCGCCCGCAUUUCCGCCGCCUACAACGUCCUCGGCAACGUCUCAAAGCGCGCAGUCUACGACCGCGACCACGGGUUCCACGUCACGCAACACGCCUCCCCAGGCCAAAGCCACAGCCACCAACACCCGAUGGGCAGCCACAGCAGCUAUGCCGGGUCGCGACCUGCCAGCGGGCUGAGCAAGCGGCGCUCGCCAUUCCAUGGUCCGCCGCCUAGUUUCUACGAACAGGGUGGGUACGGUGCUACGGGGAGACAGGCGCAGGGUCCCGCGGCUGGUGCUGGGAUGGGGUCUGGGUUCGGGACUGGCGCUGGCGCUGGGACUAAACAUGCUGAUCCGGAGGAUUGGGAGGCGUUUAUUCGGCGGAAUCCGUUGAAUCAUUUUAAUGCUCGGGGUCAUUUCCGGACACAAGAAGCGGAGGAUCGGAGGAGGAGGGAGAGGAGGAGGGAGGCUAGGAGGCUUGAUGAGGAUCGGGUUGAGCGUGAGCCUGGCGUUGAUCAAACGCUCUCGAGGUUCUUUCUUUGUUCUGGGUGUUUGAUUGUUAUGCUUGUUGUCGUGGAUCUUUGGCGGGCGGUUCCUAAAGUUGUUGAUGGGAGGAAAACGAGGAAGCAGAGGGAGACUUUGUCUUCUUGA
Penicillium crustosum is the source of this 951-nucleotide messenger RNA. RefSeq lists its product as uncharacterized. The transcript is spliced from 2 exons. The coding region runs from base 1 to 951 and encodes 316 amino acids. The record is from RefSeq and is a predicted model, not a curated record. Lineage: Eukaryota; Fungi; Ascomycota; Eurotiomycetes; Eurotiales; Aspergillaceae.